CUGAGCCCCCCGGGGUGCGGCCCCCACCCACACUGCUCCUCCCCGUUCACGGUGCCACUGGAGGGGGGCUGGGCGCUAGAGCUGGGAGACUGACCGUUCUCUUUGCUUUCUCUGUCUCCGUGCGUCUGUCUGUCUUUCUCUCAGCAGGUCGUCUGCACUGUCCUUUCAUAAAGACACCUGACAGUGGGCCGCCUUCCUCCUCCUCCUCCUCUUCCUCCCCCCCGCGGACCCCCUUCCCCUAUGUCACCUGCCACCGCACACCAAACCUCUCCUCCUUCUUCCCAUGCAGCCAGUCGGACGCUCACAGAAAGGCCUCGGCCGUGGGCUGCAGCCCCUGUGACUCCAGCCCGGCCUCCACACCCGUCGGGGAGCAGAUCGAGAGGGCUCUGGACGAAGUGACGCAGCAGGCCCCGUGGAAAGACUCGCCCGGACCCAGCAGCGAGGCGCCAGCGCCGCUGAUGGCAGACGAGCUGCCUGGGGGCCCUGAGUGGACAGCAGAGCAGGGGGGCGGGCUGGGCCCCACCGAGGACCUUGUGUUCCUGGAGCCCAGAGAGCCGCUGCUGUUCCCCGUGGCCGUGCUGCCCGCAGAGGGCGAGUCCUCGGGCCCCGCGCAGCCCCCCGGCCCCAGCCCCGAGAGCCUUAUCGACCUGUGGCAGAACGACAGCACCACCCCGCCCGCUGCCUGGGAGCUGGCCACACCUGCGCCGUCGGGGCCCCCUGCGCCCCUCCUGGUGGAGGUGGACGUGCCCCCAGCCACCCCCGCGGCCCCCGCCCCCCCUGACGACAACCUGCUGAACUUCGACGAGCUGCCCGAGCCACCGGCCACCUUCUGCGACGCGGAGCAGGACGAGGAGCCGGCCAGCCUCAUUGCCAUGGAGGGGCCGCACCAGAUGACGCUCAGCUACCAGCAUGCCCUGCAGGAGGCGGCUGGCGGGCAGCAGGACCCCGAGCCCCAGCUGCUGACCAACGGAGAGAUGGCCCAGAAGGAAGGGGUGCAGGCCAGCGAGGGCUACUUCAGCCAGUCGCAGGACGAAGAGUUCGGCCAGGUGGAGACGUCUGCCAAAACUCCUCCUGCUGUGUUCUACGCCAAGCCCCCCGAGAUCGACAUCACCUGCUGGGAUGCCGACCCGGUGCCUGAGGACGAGGAGAGCUUUGGGGGCAGCGUCUAAGGCUGGGCCCUGUGCGCGUCAGACCCCCGGGACCGCCACCGUGAGAUCCCAGCAGUGCAAGACGGCCACAGCGAGGGGCCCAGCCCCAUCCCUCUCCGUCUGCGUGUGCCCCUGGGCCCGGCUGGACGGGCCAGUCCCGAGGCACCCCUGCCCCCGCAGGGCAACUUUUACAGCUUUCCUCUCUCUCUCUCUCUCUCUUUUUUAAAAGUUGUCUCACUAGGAGCCAUGUGGGUCCGCCCGCCCCCUUUCCCUCGUAGUUCCCUGCUCCCCCACCCUGCUGCUCCUGCCUCUUUGCGUUGAGCUUGUAUAUUUCUGCGCGCCCCUCAGCUCCCCCGACCCUGGUGCCCUGAGGGAGGCUGGGCAGCUGGUGCUCUGUGCAUGGGGCAGGGGCCUCGUUCGCCUCUCCCCCGCCGGCUCUGCCCAGAGCCCUGAGAACUUUGCACGAAUCAAAAAUAAAUAUGGCAAUAAAAUGACCCUGUGUGGGUGCGGCUCUGGCUGGCUGCAGCCCCCCUCACUUCAGCUGCGCCCCAAGGUGCUUGUGCAGCCGCCCCCCGCCGGGAAGGUGUUACGCACCCCUAGGGUGGGGGCUGGGAGAGAGCUAGUGCCAGGCUGUCUCAGCUGCAAGGACCCUGCCAAUCUCAGUAGGAGACUAUGGGGCGACCCCCCAGACUGUCAGCCCCCCGCACCCCCCCUGCUUUGUCCCCCCUUGCUUGGUCCCCUUCUCAAGUACAGUAACUGGUUUUUUUGAAAGCACAAAUUGUGUAUUGGCAACGUGCUAAUGUAUGUUAAUAAAUAAAUCGCCUCCACCCUG
Terrapene triunguis (Three-toed box turtle) is the source of this 1980-nucleotide messenger RNA. RefSeq names its product drebrin-like. NCBI's taxonomy places the organism in Eukaryota, Metazoa, Chordata, Testudines, Emydidae. The record is from RefSeq and is a predicted model, not a curated record. The transcript is spliced from 5 exons. The annotation marks the transcript as partial.